Candidula unifasciata is the source of this 912-nucleotide messenger RNA. NCBI's taxonomy places the organism in Eukaryota, Metazoa, Mollusca, Gastropoda, Stylommatophora, Geomitridae. The record is from the annotation of a GenBank genome assembly.
AUGAAUCGUUCCGUUCAAUCUUCUGAUGGAAUGGAACAAGAAUCUGUUGUGGCCUGGAAUGGCGCCUUGAACAAAGAGAACAACAACAGCAAUGAGAACAUUUCAGCAAGCAACGACAAUGUCGGCCCUGUAAUCAGAAUUCUGGAAAUAGAAGCCAAAAUUGACAAAGAACCAACUCAAGUUGAUGAAAGUUCCUCCGCGGUUUUAAAAUAUCGAACGCCUAAUUUUAGAGCCAGUGCCACGGUGGAGAUUUCCCCAUUCUCGGACAACGAGGCAUGGAAGGUCGGCUGGAUUCAGGCGUGCACCGACAUGACCUUUCACAACACAUAUGGAAAGGAGGGAUUCACCAGUUGGGAGUUCCCAGAACUGACCUCUGGCAAGCAGACGAUGAUCUCUGAUUGCGACGGCCGGCACUACCCGUGGUACGGCUCCAGGAACGAGACGGUCAUCUUCAAGGGGCCCUGCGAUAGGUAUCAGACUGCCACCGUGUAUAUGAAUGAUAAUUUUCAUCCCCAUGUCACAUGGCGCAAUCCAGCCAAUCGCCAUCAGCUAGAGCCGAACUUGACUCACAUAAUACGGGAUCAGAGCUUCUACGUUUGGCUUGUGGCUUGGAAUAUGGUCACCAUGAAGAGUUUCGUUAUGCAGACGAUCUCCUGGUGCAUGCAGCUAGAGAUCGCCAUAGAUCCCAGGCGUCCCCUGGGCACGCGGGCUACCUUGGUCAGCAACCCAGUGCCUCGCCAGCCGAUCAUCCUCGACUACAACGUGCCGAUCCCGCGCUGCGCUCUCACGCCGCCCUGCGCCAACUCUGCACAGAUGCUGGUGUGGCACCCGCGUCGUGGGAAACCCGCUUGCGUCAUCCCGCCCGUCUGGAAAAGUCAGUGCCGGAGUCCCAAACGAGAGUCUAAAUUAUGA